UUCAAGCAGAUGAAGGUGGUGUGAUUGGUGUUUGGUGUUAUGUGUGGUUUAUUUGAGCAUUUGUUAACACACGACUAACAUUGUGUAUCUGAGUGAACGCCGCUCUCAUGAUCUGUUUCUCUCAGGAUCCGUUCAGCUGAAUUAUUGAGUUUGUUUCUCAUUUCUAUUCAGAGUCAGUGCUGGAGAUCAGAUUCUGUUUCAUCAUGGAGGACACACAAACAUCCACAGAUGAAGAGUUUUCUCCAGGAUGCAGUUCAGUUCAUCAGAAGAGAUCAGAAGCAGAGUCCAGCUGUGUGUCUAUGAGGAGUGACGCAUCUAUGGGUCAUCCAAUACAGUUUAAGAGUGGAGAUACAAAGACUGAUCUCAGUUCAGUUCAGCAGAAGAGAUCAGAAGCAGAGUCCAGCUGUGUGUCUAUGAGGAUUGAUGCAUCUAUGAAUCAGUCAUUAGAUUAUAAGAGUGACAAUAGAAAGACUGAUCUCAGGCAUGAAGUCCUCAACACAUUAAGAUCAAAUCUGAUGAAGAAGUUUGAGCGUCUGUAUGAGGGAACAGCGACGCAGAGAAACCCAACACUCCUGAAUGAGAUCUACACAGAGCUCUACAUCACAGAGAGUUCGAGUGGAGAGAUCAAUAAUGAGCAUGAGGUGAUACAGAUUGAGACACAAUCCAGGAGAGCAGCAACAGAGGACACAGCCAUCAAAUGCAGCGACAUCUUUAGACCUUUACCUGGACAAGACAAAGCUAUCAGAACUGUGCUGACAAAGGGAGUCGCUGGCAUUGGAAACACAGUCUCUGUGCAGAAGUUGAUCCUGGACUGGGCUGAAGGGGAAGAGAAUCAGGACGUCCAGCUCAUAUUUCCACUUCCUUUCAGAGAAAUCAACCUGAUGAAGGACAAAACACUCAGUCUUUCAGAUCUUCUUCAUGUCUUUUUCCCUGAAACUAAAGAAGUGGAAAUAUCCAGAGAUGAAUAUAAAGUGUUGUUCAUCUUUGAUGGUCUGGAUGAGUGUCGUCUGUUUCUGGACUUUAAGAGCAAAGUGAAACUUUGUAAUAUAUCUGAAUCAGCCUCAGUGGACCAGCUGCUGAUGAACCUCAUUGUGGGGAAUCUGCUUCCCUCUGCUCUCAUCUGGAUCACCUCCAGACCAGCAGCAGCUGAUCUCGUCCCCUCUGAGUGUGUCCAUCGAGUGACAGAGGUACGAGGCUUCAAUGAGCCGAAGGAGGAAUACUUCAGGAAGAGAAUCAGUGAUCAGAGUCUGGCCGACAGGAUCAUCUCACACCUGAAGACAUCAAGGAGCCUCUACAUCAUGUGCCACAUCCCAGUGUUCUGCUGGAUCUCAGCCGCUGUUCUGGAGAAGAUGUUAAGUCAAGCAGAGAGUGGAGAGAUUCCCAAGACUCUCACUCAACUGUACACACACUUCCUGAUCCUUCAGACCAACAUCAAACAUGAGAAGCACUAUGAGAAGAAGGUGACAGAUGAAGACAUGAUCCUCAAACUGGGGAAAGUGGCUUUUCAGCAGCUUGUUAAAGGAAACCUGAUUUUCUAUGAGGAAGACCUGAGCGAGUGUGGCAUUGAUGUGACAGAGGCAUCAGUGUACUCAGGAUUGUGCACUCAGAUCUUCAGAGAGGAGUUGGGCUUGUAUCAGGGGAAAGUCUUCUGCUUUGUUCAUUUGAGCAUUCAAGAACAUCUAGCAGCUCUAUAUGUUCUCCUUUUAUUUUCAAACAACAACAGAAAUGUGUUUGAGCCAAUCACUAAACAAAAUGCCCAGUCUAAACUUCAGGACCGGUUUCAACUCUUGUUUAAACGUGUUUCAUUAUCUGAGCUGCAUCAGAGAGCUGUGGAUGAGGCUCUUCAGAGUAAAAAUGGACAUCUUGACCUUUUCCUGCGGUUCCUUCUCGGUCUGUCAGUGAAGUCUUAUCACAUUCUCCUACAAGGACUAAUGAAAGAGACAAUAAGCAGCUCUGAUAUCAGUGAGGAAACAGUUGAGCACAUCAAGAAGAAAAUCAGGAUCAUUGAUUCUCCAGAGAAAUCCAUCAAUCUGUUCCACUGUCUGAAUGAACUGGGUGAUCAUUCACUAGUGGAGGAAAUACAACAGUAUCUGAAAUAUGGAAGAAUAAGUGAAGCCAAACUCUCUUCAUCUCAGUGGUCAGCUGUAGCUUUUCUGUUGUUGACAUCAGAAGAGGGACUGAAUGAGUUUCGUCUUGAUAAAUUUGUUAAAGAAAAGAAUAAGCCUGAAAAUAUGGAAGUUCUUCAGAAGCUGCUGCCUGUGAUUAAAGAGUCCAGAUCAGUUCAGUUGAGUUAUUGUGGCGUCACAGAUGAAGGUUGUGCUGCUCUGGCUUCAGCUCUGAGAUCAAAACCCUCACACCUCAGAGAACUGAGUCUGUCUAGGAAUAAAAUAGGAGAUUUGGGUGUGAAGUGUCUCUGUGAAGGACUGGAGGAUCCUCACUGUAAACUGGAGAAACUGCUGUUGAGUUAUUGUGGUGUCACAUAUGAAGGUUGUGCCGCUCUGGCUUCAGCUCUGAGAUCAAACCCCUCACACCUGAGAGAACUGACUCUGUUUGGGAAUGAACUAGGAAAAUCAGGAGUGAAGUUACUCUCUGAUCUGAAAGAUGAUUCACAUUAUAAUCUGGAGAGAUUAUUCUAUUGACUCAGUAUUAAGACGUCAUUUCAGUUUCCUCAGGAUCAGCUGAUGGUGAAUAAGAGCCGCUACAGAGACGUCACAGUCACAGAGGCUGAAGACAGAGACACACAGCAUCACACUGUCAUGUGUGUUAUCUUUCACUGUCUUGUUUUAUAGGUAAUGGCCCAUGAAACUGAGUGCAGAAUCAUCUUGGAUUCACUAGAUAUAGUCUACAAUGUAGAUCAGGGGUGUCAGUCUGGCCUUGGGAUGAUUUGAACAAUAAUAUAAAA
This is a messenger RNA of Cyprinus carpio (common carp), 2902 nucleotides long. Its product is annotated as NLR family CARD domain-containing protein 3-like. Gene Ontology annotation, molecular function: protein binding. The record is from RefSeq and is a predicted model, not a curated record. NCBI's taxonomy places the organism in Eukaryota, Metazoa, Chordata, Actinopteri, Cypriniformes, Cyprinidae.